Messenger RNA from Corticium candelabrum, 1689 nucleotides. Its product is annotated as coiled-coil domain-containing protein 6-like. The transcript has a single exon. Lineage: Eukaryota; Metazoa; Porifera; Homoscleromorpha; Homosclerophorida; Plakinidae. The record is from RefSeq and is a predicted model, not a curated record. The coding region runs from base 52 to 1362 and encodes 436 amino acids.
AGCGACGCAGCGAACAGAAAGCCCAACCAGGACGGCUACGAAUCCGACGCCAUGUCGACCGCCAGCGGAAGCGCCCCCGAAGAGGCGCACCGCUGCGUUCGCUGUCAGACACUUGUACAAGAGAACGUCGUUCUUCACGCCGAAGUCGAGGUUCUUCGCUUGCGCUGCAAGAACCUACAAGAGGAGAACAAAGCCCUGAGGCGUGCCUCCGUGUCUAUCCAAGCUCAGGCAGAGCAGGAAGAGGAGUACAUCUCUAACACAUUGAUGAAGAAGAUUCAGGCGCUAAAGAAAGAGAAAGAGACGUUAGCUGUCAAUUACGAACAAGAAGAGGAAUUCUUGACCAACGACCUUACCCGUAAGCUAAACCAGUUGAGACAGGAGAAGGUGGAGUUGGAGCAGACGUUGGAGCAAGAGCAGGAGUAUAAGGUCAACAAACUGAUGAAGAAGAUCGAGAAACUGGAGGGUGAGACCACGAGCAAGCAGAGCAGUCUAGAGCAGCUCAGACGGGAGAAAGUAGACUUGGAAAACGCCUUAGAGCAGGAACAAGAAAUGCUGAUGAAUCGUCUGUGGAAGAGAAUGGAUCGACUGGAGGCCGAGAAAAGAAUGCUCGAAGAACGACUAGGACAGCUAACUACACCUCCACCUUCACCCUUGCCGCCUGACCAGAACACGGCCACCUUAUCCGGCCGAGUCAAGGAACUUCAAGGUGAAGUCAAACGGCUGACAAGGCAGUUGAAUGAAGUCGAAGCUAGAAAUUUAGAAAAAACGGCUGCAUUCGAGGAAGAAGAAAAAGCCAUACAGGAAGAGAACGUUCGCCUACAGCGACGACUAAUAUUGGAGAUUGAAAGACGCGAGAAUCUCAGCAGGCAAUUAUCUGAAAGCGAGUCGAGCCUAGAAAUGGAAGACGAGCGUCACUUCAAUGAAUAUGCCAAGGACUUGUGCCGAUCCAGAAGUGCAAGUUUUGGUCACGAACGUAGUGCUUCGAUGAGCAGCCUCGGGGUGAGAGAUAAAGCCCCUCUUGCACUUGAUCGUAGCAGCAGCUUCAAUCGUGACGGAAAGGACGUACCGUUGCCUGCUACACGUCACUCCUUGGGUCGACCAUCAAGCCCAGUGCCACACCACUCACCAACUGGGCGUCGGUCGGCAUCACCUGCAUUCCUCAACACCAAUGCAUUCACUCCUCCGUCUCCAUACACAAGUCGACACCACACCUACGGCAUGGUCAAUUCACCUACAUCAUUGGUCUUCACAUCGUCAGCCUUUCCAUCAUCGGCUUCAGGCUUCGCCAAGCCCAAACAGUCAAGACCGAAAGGAAGGCAGGUCCAACACUCACGAGCCAAUCAAAAAUCCGGCCACCACUAGUUGUCUAUAGAUCUGGGUUGUGAUGUCGUCAGGGUGUGUUGAGAGCAUCGUGUUUCAUACAACGGGACGUUCCACGGGUUUCAUUUGUGUCAGAUUCAGUUGUACUAUUAGUGAACUUGAAAAAACUGAUCAAUAUUGCUAACCAGACUGCUUGUAGAUCAUUCGUCGGCCUCAGACGACUACUGUAUUCUGAGUUUGCCGAUGUAAUAGUUAGGAUAUGAAGUUAGAGUAACAGGUUGAGUCUUAUGUACACUUUACAUAGUGUGUGGCUCUCUGAGCUUGAGUAACUAGCGUAAAAUGAAAUAAAGCAUCAGUCUUACUGGUUUA